Messenger RNA from Myotis davidii, 1103 nucleotides. RefSeq names its product phospholipid phosphatase 1 (gene PLPP1). Gene Ontology annotation, molecular function: phosphatidate phosphatase activity. The transcript is spliced from 6 exons. The record is from RefSeq and is a predicted model, not a curated record. Gene Ontology annotation, biological process: phospholipid dephosphorylation; phospholipid metabolic process; signal transduction. The coding region runs from base 238 to 882 and encodes 214 amino acids. Lineage: Eukaryota; Metazoa; Chordata; Mammalia; Chiroptera; Vespertilionidae.
CAACAGCAUCCGGUACCCGUACCAUGACAGUACCGUCACCAGCACCAUGCUCACCGUACUGGGGCUUGGGUUACCCAUUUCCUCUCCGGAUUGCCUUUUGCAAUUCUCACUUCAAGGCACACCCCCUUCCAGCGAGGACUGUUCUGUAAUGACGUGUCCAUCAAGUACCCUUACAAGGAAGACACCAUCCCUUAUGCGUUACUGGGGGGAAUACUCAUUCCAUUCAGUGUCAUCGUCAUGGUCCUCGGAGAAGCCCUGUGUGUUUACUGUAACCUCCUGCACUCGGACUCCUUCGUCAGGAAUAACUAUGUGGCCACCAUCUACAAGGCCGUGGGCACCUUCCUGUUCGGCGCGGCCGCCAGCCAGUCCCUGACCGACAUCGCCAAGUACUCCAUCGGCAGGCUGCGGCCGCACUUCCUGGACGUCUGCGACCCAGACUGGUCAAAGAUCAACUGCAGCAGCGAAGGUUACAUUGAAAACUACGUCUGCCGAGGGAACGCGCAGAAAGUGAAGGAGGGCAGGCUGUCCUUCUACUCGGGCCACUCCUCCUUCUCCAUGUACUGCAUGCUGUUCCUGGCGCUCUACCUUCAGGCCAGGAUGCGGGCGGACUGGGCGAGGCUCCUGCGGCCCACACUGCAGUUCGGCCUCGUGGCCACGUCCAUCUACGUGGGCCUUUCUCGCGUGUCCGACUACAAGCACCACUGGAGCGACGUGCUGACGGGGCUCAUCCAGGGGGCGUUGGUGGCCGUGCUGGUGGUGGUGUAUGUAUCAGAUUUCUUCAAGGAGAGAAAUUCUUUUAAGGAAAGAAAGGAGGAGGCUUCUCAUACAAACCUGCAUGAAACGGCCUCGGGGGAGAAUCACUUCCGGAACAAUCAGCCCUGAAGGCGUGAGGGCAGAGGGAGAAGGAUGCUGCCCAGAGAGAGGGCGUGUCCCUGUGUGCACAGCCUGGGAGGGACUCUGCUGCUAUUCCCACGCUCACUUCCCUGUGUGUACAUAGUUCCCUAACACGGCGGCUGUCUAAUAGCUCCAAGUCCACGAAGAAAUGUCAGCCUUUCAACAAUGCCUCACCUGUACAUUUUUAUUAAAAACGCAACGCUUAUGUA